This is a messenger RNA of Ixodes scapularis (black-legged tick), 1260 nucleotides long. RefSeq names its product muscle-specific protein 20. The record is from RefSeq and is a predicted model, not a curated record. The transcript is spliced from 6 exons. Bases 157 to 765 code for a protein of 202 amino acids. Gene Ontology annotation, molecular function: protein binding. NCBI's taxonomy places the organism in Eukaryota, Metazoa, Arthropoda, Arachnida, Ixodida, Ixodidae.
GCCGCCAUCUUAUCGUGUGCACGCCCAAGUCCGCAAACCGCCAGCCCGAUCGGGGCCCUCUAUCCUCCAACUUCUCGCCGACCGGCGUUUGUGCGCGUAUUUAUUUUAAAAUACAAUAAAAAUACAAGAUAGAGAGAGACCGCUCUGAGGACUACAAUGGCUGCGUUCCAAGGUCCAGCGUACGGACUAAGUAGGGAGUGCAUGCUAAAGGCUCAAGCGAAAUUUGAGAUGCCCAGGGCCGUGGAAGCACUGGAUUGGAUCAGAGCAGUGACACAGCUUGACCUCGAGCCCCCACAUUCAGAGAAGGGUUUUCAAGAUCAGCUGGACUUCGCAGACGUUCUGAAAGAUGGCACAGCGCUCUGCACGCUCAUUAACAUACUUCAGCCGGGAGCUGUUCCCAAAAUAAAUACAAUGAAGGCACCGUUCAAACAGAGGGAGAAUUUGGAGAUGUUCCUGAAAGCCUGUGAAAGCUACGGUCUCAAAUCCCAUGACCUGUUCCAAGUCAAUGACCUCUACGAGAGGAAAAACCUGUACAUGGUUGUGAACUGCAUGUUUGCAUUAGGAGGCCUGGCGCAAAAGAAAGGGUACCGUGGCCCAACAAUCGGCGUGAAGGUUGCGGAUGAAAACAAGCGGGACUUCACGAAAGAGAAGCUGGAGCUUGGGAAAACCAUCAUCGGCCUCCAGUCCGGAACAAACAAGGGCGCCUCGCAAGCCGGCAUGACUCCCUAUGGCGCUUCCCGGCAGAUCCUCCCGGACGGUCGAUGAGUCGGCACUUUCGUCUUGAGAUGUGCUCGCCGCCGCAGAAGAGUGCGAAUUUCGAGUGCACGAUUUCCGUCUCGUAGCGUCGAAAACGCUUCUACGCUUGACAAAAAGAAAAACGCUGUCCUACCGUCGUCGAGAACUUUCUUAUGUGUCGUACAAAUUGCGCCCGGGGCACGCGUCCGUUGCGUUUCGUGCAGACGAGCUUGUGCAUGGGCACUGCGAGUGUGCAGAUGCCAAAUGAAGUGAUUAAUGCGUAUGGAACGAAAUUUGUUCUCUUCCGAGUGUCGCAUUUAUUUAUGGCGUAAACCGAGGCAUUGCUACGACCUCGUUUAGGGUUGCGAAACGUUUCUAGGAUUUUUGAAAGGACGGUCUAGCGCGUUUCGGACGCCACCCCAGGUAUUUUUUUAAGAGUAUUUCGUUGCUUGUGUCGUUCGAUCGAAUAAAAAAAAAAAAAAAAAGAAUGGACGAAUAUCAACCUCUUGUUGUGUAUGACCUAUA